GCAGGGCAAGGUGCAGAGAGUGCCGCCGAAAUCUAAAUAAAUAAUCAAUGCGCUUAUUUGAUUUAGUUAUCUAGAAGUGUUAAGAUGAUUCAAUGACAACUAAAAAAAUUAUUCAACCCCAUUGUACUGUACGUGCGGGUAGUAUCACUUACGUGACUCUUAUCGGACGAAAACCCUACCCUGACGGCAUUGAAAUCAUGAGAAUAGAGUAACUGGGAGUAACUCAGCACAGUACGAAACGAGAAUCGAUCAUCACCACCAUGUACCAAACACGAACAAACGGAACGAACUCGCUCGUACGGUGACAUCGUUUGGAAACUACCUGAAACGGCUGAAAGCGCGAGGGCGCGAGUAUCAAAGAUAUUGGAAGUUAGUUUUCGCAAAAUUUUGCUGUGGUGACAUAUGUUCGGUUAGCUUUGCAGUGACUCGUUGUAAACGCUUGUCAAACGGAAGCAGCAUGCUUCGUGGUACCAAACGCAAACGCGGUAAAGCGAAGGCAAGUGUCGAAAAACCCCCUUGCAAGUACGGCGCAAAAUGUUACCGCAAAAACGCUGACCACCUGAAGAACUUCAGACACGUCGUUGCAGAGGCCGUCGAAACUAAAAAUGAUGCCGCCGAAUGCUCUGGCGAAGAGGAUACCGAGUUUCAGUCGGAGCAAGGUGAAUCAAGUCCGGGUACAAGACACGAGGAGAAGCAAAAAGUCGACGACAGUCUCGAAGUCACCGGAACCGAUGUGGCGUCGGCUCCGGACGAUUCGGGCAGCCAGACGGCUGGGGACGAAUCGGACGCCGAGGAGAUGCCAGAGUCGCCUGAGGACGUCCGAGAGUCCAUCAAGCAAAAAUUCCUGGUCGAAAUGCCCCGGGAUUUCUACGACUUCUGGGAGUUCUGCAAGUCCCUCAACAAGCACAAGCCCGAAGACGCCCUGUACGACACGCUGGGGCUCCGCCUGGUGGGUCCUUUCGACGUCCUGGCCCGAAAGCUGACAAACAGCUCCGUGAAGAAGCCCGACGACUUCCUGCGUCACUGGCGGUACUACUACGACCCGCCCGAGAUGCAGACAGUCGUCAGAGGAGACGACGAAACGAUGUACCACCUCGGCUACUUCAGGGACGACCCAAACGAGAUGCCCGUCUUCGUGGCCUCCAACGCUGUGGCAGACGGCUGCCAAAUCACCAAAGUGGCCGGGAACCUGUUUGGAGCACUCCGGAAGGAGAUCUCCAAGGCGCUGAAGGACUGCACAGACACGAAGGCACGCUCUGCGCUGCGGAAGCUGAACGGGGCACUGGUCGAGUUUGCCGAGGAGAAGCGGCACUCCAUCACGGAGGCGUCCAAGAAGCGGCCGGCGCCGCAGAGUGCCACCUUCCACCGCGCUGGACUCGUGGUGCCGGUCGACAAGCGCACCGACGUGGGCUACCGCCCGCUUCCCAUGUCCGAGCGCCAGCUGAAGUUUAUGCUGACCCAAAUCUCGAAGUGCAAGGAAAACGACGCAGAAAACAUGCUCUCGGACGAUCUGCAGAACCUUGUGACACGCGUCAACAUCGCCAACGAUGAAUGCGACUACGGAAUGGGCCUCGAGUUCGGCAUUGACCUCUUCUGCUUCGGCGACCCCAGGUUCCACCCGACGAUCUUGAUGCAGACGACGCUCGCCUACCAGCUGCUGAACCGCGAAGCCUUUGCCCGGAUCCUCAAGGCGCACCUUCGGCGAAGGCUGAAGACCGCCGAUCUGAGUGUCCUCUCGAGCCGAGGUGGUCGAACCCCGUAAUAUAAGUCCUGUUGGCCGAUCCGUGCAGCGGCGUGAGUGGAUGAGCUGCUAACAAUGGACCCCGCACGUAGAGCUGGAUCUUAGCAAUUGGUUUUACCUCGCACAAUCUCGAAGCUUCGUUUUUGUGGUAAAAAAUUGGAGCGACGUCCGUGGCAAGGGUGUCGCUCUAAAAGCAUUCCCUGUGCGCGGGUGCUUUUUUAUUUUUUGUUAGCUCCUCCAUUUACGCCGCCCCUCUGUUUAUGGUACCCUAUACGUGAGUAAAAAUUAUCAUGUUGUAGUG
This is a messenger RNA of Ixodes scapularis (black-legged tick), 2042 nucleotides long. It is a transcript of the gene Hpf1, whose product is annotated as histone PARylation factor 1. Gene Ontology annotation, molecular function: poly-ADP-D-ribose binding; histone binding. Gene Ontology annotation, biological process: regulation of protein ADP-ribosylation; DNA damage response. Gene Ontology annotation, cellular component: nucleus. The record is from RefSeq and is a predicted model, not a curated record. Lineage: Eukaryota; Metazoa; Arthropoda; Arachnida; Ixodida; Ixodidae. Bases 458 to 1762 code for a protein of 434 amino acids. The transcript is spliced from 7 exons.